AUGGAAGUGCAAGAAGCCACGCGUCCUGCAGAACCCCAACUCGCCGCACACCUUCUCCGCGAAGAGGAGGUCGCUGGUUUGAUAAAGGAGUUCUUCAGCACUGAUCCGGUGAAGACACGGGAUACGGAUAGAUGGAUUCAGACGGGCGUGGAGAGUUUGGAUAGGGCGCUUGAUGGGGGUGUAGAGGUUGGGAGGGCGGUUGGGGUUUGGGGAGAUGAGGGUGCAGGUGCGAUCUGCAGGAUGCUACUUGCCGAUUCCCUACUCAAGCAUGAAGGUUCCAUGGCUGCGGUCAUUGACACAACGGGAAACUUUGACGUGUUGGCACUGUAUAGGGUUAUCCUUGCGCGGUUGCAGAACAGCCAUGCCACCCUGUCCUCCCUCUGCUCUUCCCUGCACGACGUCCAGCUCGACGCCAGUGCAGAAGACAUUGCAACCAAACUCCUCGAUCGAGUCAAGAUGAUGCGCGUCUUUGACUUUGUAGGCGUCAAGGAAGCCGUCGAUGAAAUCAGAGAUGAACUCGAAGGUCGAUGUCAAAGACCAGCGGUGACGUUAAAAGGGGAUGAGCAGCAAGUAACCGAGACUGUGGUGGCGGCAGAGGAGCAUACACCUAACAUUACCGCACAACCCUCCAAACGAACAGUCGUUGCUGACAGCGAGGACGAAGCAUCGGACGAGGAAAUGCUUUUCAAUGACGCGGCAAACGCGCCUAUCCUUGAUCCUACCCCUUUGUCACACUCCGCAGCUCCAGCUCCAGCUCCGACUCCUGCAACACCACCACUACCACACCAACACCAACCCAAACCUGCCUUCCUCCUCCUCACAAACCUCGCUCAAACCCUCACACCCCUCUUCCUAUCUUCGCCACCCGCACUGACGUCCCCUUACUAUUAG
Plenodomus lingam JN3 is the source of this 891-nucleotide messenger RNA. RefSeq lists its product as uncharacterized. Lineage: Eukaryota; Fungi; Ascomycota; Dothideomycetes; Pleosporales; Leptosphaeriaceae. The record is from RefSeq and is a predicted model, not a curated record.